Messenger RNA from Theobroma umbraticum, 1671 nucleotides. The record is from RefSeq and is a predicted model, not a curated record. Lineage: Eukaryota; Viridiplantae; Streptophyta; Magnoliopsida; Malvales; Malvaceae.
AUGGUGGAUGCAACAACUGCCAUGAGGCUUAUUUUUAUGGAUGCCUCCUCUGGAUAUAAUCAAAUUCGCAUGGAUCCAAAGGACGAAGAGCUCACUGCAUUCCGAACUCCUAAAGGAAUAUACUGUUACAAAGUUAUGCCUUUUGGAUUAAAGAAUGCAGAUCCCCUCAAGUAUCUAAUGUCAAAAUCGUGCUUAGUGGGAGAUUGGCAAAAUGGGCUCUUUUGCUACAAGAGUUCGACAUCACAUAUAUCCCUUCAAAAGGCCAUCAAAGGACAAGCACUUGCAGAUUUUCUUGCAGACCAUCCAAUUCCCGAUGAUUGGGAAUUCUCUGAAGAUCUCCCUGAUGAAGAUGUUCUCUACAUUGAAAUCCCUAAGCCAUGGAAGCUAUACUUUGAUGGAGCAGCUCGACAAGACGGGGCAGGUGCAGGAGUCAUCUUUAUCACCCCAGAAGGAGAAGUAUUGCCUUACACAUUUACUCUUAUCGAAAAUUGUUCCAAUAAUGUGGCUGAAUACCAAGCCUUGAUCAUGGGUUUGGAGACGGCAUUGGACAUGCAAAUCACUCAACUUAAGGUGUUUGGAGAUUCUAAGUUGUGGUUUGACAAAGCUAGCAUAGAACAUGUGCCUAGGAAAGAAAAUAGGCAAGCAGAUUCUUUGGCUAAUUUGCCAUCAGCAAUUGCAUUGUCAAAUAAAGAAUUAAAAGUGCCUCUUUGCAAACGAUGGAUCUUACCACCAAUCACUUUGGAUGAAGAGAUCGAUGUAGAGUCUAAUGUCAUCUCAAUCCUUGAAGUAGGAAAAGAAGAUUGGCGACAGCCGUUGAUCAACUACCUACAGCAUGGGAAGCUUCCUAAUGAUCCAAGAGAUGAAGAAGCAUACAAGGCCUUACAAGAAGCUCACUCAGGAAUUUGUGGGGCACAUCAAUCUGGAGCCAAGUUGCACUUCCAAAUCAAAAGAAUGGGGUACUAUUGGCCAACUAUGGUGAAGGAUAGCAUGGACUAUGCUAAAAGAUGUCAAGCAUGUCAAUUUCAUGCUAAUUUCAUUCAUCAGCCCCCUGAGCCACUCCACCCAACAGUUACCUCGUGGCCAUUUGAUGCUUGGGGACUCGACUUGGUUGGACCAUUACCUAAAAGUUCCACAGGGCAUCUCUACAUACUUGCAGCCACAGACUACUUUUCAAAGUGGGCAGAAGCAGCAUCUUAUCGAGAAGUAAAGAAAGAAACUGUUGCUACCUUCAUUAGAACAAACAUCAUUUAUCGUUAUGGCGUGCCACGAUGCAUCAUAACAGAUAAUGGAAAACAGUUCACAAUGGAGAAGUUAUGUGCACAGUUUAACUUCAAGCAAUAUAAUUCUUCCAUGUACCAUGCACCAGCAAAUGUGUUAGUAGAAGCCUUCAACAAGACUUUGUGCAAUUUGCUCAAGAAAGUUGCUAAUCGCGUAAAAAAAGAUUGGCCAGAGAAAAUAGGAGAAGCUUUAUGGGCUUAUCGUACGACAUUUCGUACACCUACUCAAGCAACUCCGUACUCGCUUGUUUAUGGUGUGGAAGCUGUUCUCCCAUUAGAGCGUCAAAUUCCAUCAUUGAGAAUUGCCAUUCAAGAAGGUCUUUCAAAUGAAGAUAAUGUUCGCCUACGCCUUGAAGAACUCGAAGCAUUGGAUGAGAAAAGGUUGGAAGCAUAA